CAUACUUGGGUGUUGUCCGGCUUGGUGGGUGAGCAAAGUGACAUGACAACACGCUCGUAAUGAUCAAACAGUUUAUUCGUUUUUGUAACUGAUUUAACGUUUUUCUUUAUAAUUUCUGCCAUACAAAUUAAAAUGAAAUUAUGAUGAGUAAUUUAUAUUAUUUGUUUGUGUUGGUUUGUUGUGGUAUAACAAAAUCUGGUGCAGAUUACGCUCGUUAUUAUUAUGACUAUGAGUGCAACGAGCCGCUUUUGGUAAAUGCUCACUUGACAGCAACUUCUAGUUUAAGGGAAAGAGGGCCAGAGAAUGCGAAGUUGCAUGGGCCAUCAGCAUGGACUGCGUUGGAGUCGUCAUACUACCAGCACAUCAUGGUGAACCUCGGCUCGAGGAAGGAGUUGCGAGGAAUCGCCACUAGGGGGCGCUCGUCUACUAACGAAUAUGUCACAGAAUAUAACAUGCAGUAUUCUGACGACGGCGAGAGUUGGCGAGUCAUGUCGAUUGCUGAUGGGAACACCCAGAUGUUCCAAGGCAACCACGACGGGAACACAGUCCACCGCAACGAGUUCGAAGUGCCGAUCAUAGCGCAGUACGUCCGUAUCAACCCGAUGCGUUGGCGGGACAAGAUCUCCAUGAGGCUCGAGCUGUAUGGUUGCGAUUAUGUCGCCGAUACCCUCUACUUCAACGGGACCUCUUUAGUCAAGAUGGACCUUCUCCGAGACCCCAUAUCGGCGUCCCGCGAGGUGAUCAGGUUCCGGUUCAAGACUAGCACCGCAUCCGGGGUCCUCUUGUACUCCAGGGGCACCCAGGGUGACUACAUCGCGCUACAGUUGAGGGACAAUCGAUUGGUGCUUAACCUGGAUUUAGGGUCGGGUACGGCCACAUCUUUAUCCGUGGGCAGUUUGCUAGACGACAACCUCUGGCAUGACGUGGUGUUGUCCCGGAACCGUCGCGACAUACUGUUCUCUGUGGACCGAGUGGUGGUGCAGGACAGGAUCAAGGGCGAGUUCUCUCGGCUCAACUUGAAUCGAGCGGUGUACAUUGGCGGCGUACCAAACUUCCAAGAGGGUCUCGUGGUGCACCAAAACUUCACCGGUUGUGUUGAAAACCUGUACCUGAAUGCGACCAACGUGAUACAGGAACUCAAGGCGGGGUACGACGCUGGCGAACCCUUCAAAUUCGAGAAGGUUCACACCCUGUAUGCUUGCCCUGAACCACCGAUAGUACCACUCACGUUCCUGAAAGAAGCAUCGUACGCGAAGAUUUACGGCUACUCCGGCGGCAACAACCUCAACGUAUCGUUAGAGUUCCGCACGUAUGAGAACCACGGGCUGCUCAUAUACCACCAGUUUAAGAACGACGGAGAAGUUAAAGUAUUCCUAGAAGAGGGCAAGAUAAUAGUGGAGCUAGAAUUGGCGGGCAGUCCUCGCGUCAAAUUGGACAAUUACGCUGAGGAAUUCAACGACGGCCGCUGGCAUGCGUUGAUGCUGACUAUGGGCGUGGACAAUCUCGUGUUGUCUGUGGAUUAUAGACCAGUCAGAACGACGAAAAAGUUGAAUUUGUACACUGGCAACACUUAUUACAUUGCUGGUGGUAAGCCACCAGUCCGCGGCUUCAUCGGGUGCAUGAGGAAAAUAGCAGUGGACGGGAACUACCGGCUGCCCACUGACUGGAAGAAGGAAGACUACUGCUGCCAGAACGAUGUGGUGUUCGACGCUUGUCAUAUGAUUGACAGAUGCAACCCCAAUCCGUGUGAGCACGGAGGUGUUUGCACGCAGACCGCUGAGGAGUUCUCCUGCGACUGCCGCAACACGGGGUACGCGGGCGCCGUGUGUCACACAUCCGUCCACCCGCUGUCGUGCACGGCGUACAAGAACGUGCAGGCGGUGUCGCGCGCGGCGGACAUACUGAUCGACGUCGACGGCUCCGGCCCGCUGGCCCCCUUCCCCGUCACCUGCCACUUCUACACGGACGGACGUAUUCUGACCGCGGUGCAGCACACGGCUAGCAGCGGUUCUGUCGUCGAUGGAUACCAGGAGCCCGGCUCUUUCCGACAGGACGUUGAGUACGACGCAAGCAGAUCGCAGCUGGAAGCGCUGCUGAACAGGUCUCACUCCUGCCAACAGCGGCUGGAGUACAUGUGUCGACACUCCAGACUGCUGAACUCUCCUAGUGAGGAAGCAACGUUCCGUCCGUUCGCGUGGUGGGUGUCGCGCACGGGCAAGAGCAUGGACUACUGGGCCGGAGCCCCCGCCGGCAGCCGCAUGUGCGCGUGCGGCGUGCUGGCCGCCUGCGUCGACGAAACCAAGUGGUGCAACUGCGACGCCGAGUACCCCAGGCUCAGCCCUGAAGAAUUCCAGACGGACGGUGGUGAAAUCACAGAUAAAGAAUUCCUGCCUGUCAAACAGCUUCGAUUCGGAGACACGGGCAGCCAUCUUGACGAGAAGGAAGGAAGAUAUUCUCUAGGACCUCUCUUGUGCGAGGGAGAUGAUCUGUUCAGUAACACGGUGACGUUCCGUAUCUCGGACGCCAUCAUCACGCUGCCGGCGUUCGACCUCGGCCACAGUGGCGACAUCUACUUCGAGUUCAAGACAACUAAGGAGAACGCUGUCCUGUUGCACGCUAAGGGACCCCAAGACUACAUAAAGCUCUCCAUCAUGGGCGGAGACCAGCUCCAGUUCCAGUUCCAGGUGGGCGACACUCCCUUGGGAGUGUCCGUGGAGACCAGCAACCGGCUGGCUGACAACAACUGGCAUUCCGUGUCUAUUGAGAGGAACAGGAAAGAAGCCCGCGUGGUGGUGGACGGCGCCCUGAAGAACGAGAUCCGGCUGGCGCGGGAGCCCGAGCGGGCGCUGCGGCUGCUGGCGCCGCUAGCGCUCGGCGCCGCGCUCGACAGGAGUGACGGAUUUGUCGGCUGCAUGCGCGCCUUGCUGCUCAACGGACAAGCCGUAGACCUGAGGGAAUAUGCUAGACGAGGUCUGUACGGCGUGUCAGAGGGCUGCGUGGGCAAGUGCUCGUCGUCGCCGUGCCUCAACAACGGCACCUGUCUGGAGCGCUACGACGCCUUCUCCUGCGACUGCCGCUGGACCUCCUUCAAGGGGCCCAUCUGCGCUGACGGUGAGCAUAUAGUGUACACUAUAUCGUGUAUGUCGUGCCUCAACAACGGCACCUGUCUGGAGCGCUACGACGCCUUCUCCUGCGACUGCCGCUGGACCUCCUUCAAGGGGCCCAUCUGCGCUGACGGUGAGCAUAUAGUGUACACUAUAUCGUGUAUGUCGUGCCUCAACAACGGCACCUGUCUGGAGCGCUACGACGCCUUCUCCUGCGACUGCCGCUGGACCUCCUUCAAGGGGCCCAUCUGCGCUGACGGUGAGCAUAUAGUGUACACUAUAUCGUGUAUGUCGUGCCUCAACAACGGCACCUGUCUGGAGCGCUACGACGCCUUCUCCUGCGACUGCCGCUGGACCUCCUUCAAGGGGCCCAUCUGCGCUGACGGUGAGCAUAUAGUGUACACUAUAUCGUGUAUGUCGUGCCUCAACAACGGCACCUGUCUGGAGCGCUACGACGCCUUCUCCUGCGACUGCCGCUGGACCUCCUUCAAGGGGCCCAUCUGCGCUGACGGUGAGCAUAUAGUGUACACUAUAUCGUGUAUGUCGUGCCUCAACAACGGCACCUGUCUGGAGCGCUACGACGCCUUCUCCUGCGACUGCCGCUGGACCUCCUUCAAGGGGCCCAUCUGCGCUGACGGUGAGCAUAUAGUGUACACUAUAUCGUGUAUGUCGUGCCUCAACAACGGCACCUGUCUGGAGCGCUACGACGCCUUCUCCUGCGACUGCCGCUGGACCUCCUUCAAGGGGCCCAUCUGCGCUGACGGUGAGCAUAUAGUGUACACUAUAUCGUGUAUGUCGUGCCUCAACAACGGCACCUGUCUGGAGCGCUACGACGCCUUCUCCUGCGACUGCCGCUGGACCUCCUUCAAGGGGCCCAUCUGCGCUGACGGUGAGCAUAUAGUGUACACUAUAUCGUGUAUGUCGUGCCUCAACAACGGCACCUGUCUGGAGCGCUACGACGCCUUCUCCUGCGACUGCCGCUGGACCUCCUUCAAGGGGCCCAUCUGCGCUGACGGUGAGCAUAUAGUGUACACUAUAUCGUGUAUGUCGUGCCUCAACAACGGCACCUGUCUGGAGCGCUACGACGCCUUCUCCUGCGACUGCCGCUGGACCUCCUUCAAGGGGCCCAUCUGCGCUGACGGUGAGCAUAUAGUGUACACUAUAUCGUGUAUGUCGUGCCUCAACAACGGCACCUGUCUGGAGCGCUACGACGCCUUCUCCUGCGACUGCCGCUGGACCUCCUUCAAGGGGCCCAUCUGCGCUGACGGUGAGCAUAUAGUGUACACUAUAUCGUGUAUGUCGUGCCUCAACAACGGCACCUGUCUGGAGCGCUACGACGCCUUCUCCUGCGACUGCCGCUGGACCUCCUUCAAGGGGCCCAUCUGCGCUGACGGUGAGCAUAUAGUGUACACUAUAUCGUGUAUGUCGUGCCUCAACAACGGCACCUGUCUGGAGCGCUACGACGCCUUCUCCUGCGACUGCCGCUGGACCUCCUUCAAGGGGCCCAUCUGCGCUGACGGUGAGCAUAUAGUGUACACUAUAUCGUGUAUGUCGUGCCUCAACAACGGCACCUGUCUGGAGCGCUACGACGCCUUCUCCUGCGACUGCCGCUGGACCUCCUUCAAGGGGCCCAUCUGCGCUGACGGUGAGCAUAUAGUGUACACUAUAUCGUGUAUGUCGUGCCUCAACAACGGCACCUGUCUGGAGCGCUACGACGCCUUCUCCUGCGACUGCCGCUGGACCUCCUUCAAGGGGCCCAUCUGCGCUGACGGUGAGCAUAUAGUGUACACUAUAUCGUGUAUGUCGUGCCUCAACAACGGCACCUGUCUGGAGCGCUACGACGCCUUCUCCUGCGACUGCCGCUGGACCUCCUUCAAGGGGCCCAUCUGCGCUGACGAAAUCGGCGUGAACCUCCGUCCGAACUCGAUGGUGAAGUACGACUUCCUGGGCUCGUGGCGCUCCACCAUCGCGGAGAAGAUCCGCGUGGGCUUCACCACCACCAACCCUAAGGGGUUCCUCCUCGGGUUCUACUCCAACAUCAGCGCGGAGUACCUCACUCUCAUGGUGUCUAAUUCUGGACAUCUCCGCGUGGUGUUCGAUUUCGGCUUCGAGCGUCAGGAGAUAGUCUUCCGAGACAAACACUUCGGCCUCGGCCAGUACCACGACGUGCGGUUCUCGAGGACAAAUGGCGGCGCCACCGUCGUAUUACAAGUGGACAACUACGAGACACAAGAGCACAACUUCAACAUCAAAGAGUCUGCGGACGCGCAGUUCAACAACAUCCAGUACAUGUACAUCGGCCGCAACGAAUCCAUGGCGGAGGGCUUCGUGGGCUGCGUGUCGCGCGUGGAGUUCGACGACAUCUUCCCGCUCAAGCUGCUGUUCCAGCAGGAUCCGCCGCCCAACGUGCGCUCGCAGGACGGCGACGGCGUGAUGCUGCACGAGGACUUCUGCGGCGUGGAGCCCGUGACCCUCGCGGCCGAGCGCGCGGAGACGCGAGCGCCGCCGCGCGCGGGCCCGGACGCCGACCUCGACUACCACAAGACCGACGAGGCCAUCCUCGGCACUGUCCUGGCGCUGAUCUUCGUGCUGCUCAUCAUAGUAGCCGUGGUGUUGGUGCGGGCCCUGUCGCGGCACAAGGGAGAAUAUUUGACACAGGAGGAGCGUGGGGCGGAAGGGGCGGCGGACCCCGACGCAGCCGCAUUGGCCGCGGCCACCGGGCCCAGGGUGUCCAAACGACGGGAAUUCUUCAUUUAGUGCUCACAUCCAAUCACGAUGUCGGGACUUUUCACGAAAUUCACCAGUUCGCAAAAAAAAACUUUCACACAGUACAAAUUGAUUCGUGAUCAUUGAUAUAAUUUUUGGAAAGUUAAAGAAUAGAUUUUUAAGACAAUAAAUAAUCUCGUCACGACCGAUUGCCAAAAAUUAUACAACUAGAUCUAAAUUUUGUACUUCUCGGUAAUAAUUGUUUAUGGGCAAUGUAUUUUGUAAUGAAGUGUAUUACAUCAAUAUAACGGCAACUUCCAACUUAAUCUCAUUGAUAUAUAUACCCAUCACAUUAUCACAAGAUAUUAUUUAAUAUGCUUUAAAACUAGAUAACGUGUCUAUCGUAAUUCAUAUCCAUCCAUAGUACAAGCUCAUAUUUGAGUAGUAUCACUAGUCGAAUUAAAAAAAAAAAAAAAUGGUUGCCUGUAAAGUCGGUUUUACGGGCGAAGAUUUUACGUGACAACGUCUUUUUACGCGCGCGGCAGACCGAUCAUAGUUGAGUGGGAGAGAGACGCAAGGCAUUCGGCGGGCCUCUCUCUCGUUCGGUGACUCAUCGUAACGUUACCGGGCGUUACACUUUUUCAUAAGUGACUCCCAGCCGCAACCUAAUUUAAGACGUUGUCACGUCAAAAAAACAAUUUUCUUAAUAGGUAUUUCUCCCAUAAAGUGCCAUUUGGCUACUUUCUAUACACUUUUUUCUACAUCUCUGAAGCUUUUCUAAAAUAUUUCUAUUAUAAAAUCAUUGUAAUGUCUCAUAUGUAAGUUUUUGCAGUUUUCUAGUUGAAUAUAUAUACGACAUUGCUUUUGACAUUGUAUUCAUUGGCAAAUAAAUGAAUAUGAAUGUAUCAAUAAUAAUCUCAUUACAACAUUGUUAUUGAAACAUCAUCUCUUUUUGAAUGAAACCUAACAUAUUAUAUUCUCUGAAUACUUUUUAAGUAACAAUAAUGUGUUGUGCUUUCAAUAAACAAUAAUGCACACCGAUCAUAUAGCAAAUAAAAAACAAAAUUUCCGGCAUAUUGUUCACUUGUGAAUUUACUGUUCACUUCGCAUUUACACUGUACUUUAUAAUAUUAUCGUCCUAUGUACUUAUACGUUAAGUAUAUAAUAUAAAAGUAUGUUAUUUUCGCCGCCAUUUUGUAUUACUGCUAAGGAGGAGCAAAAUCUCAAGCAAAGAUUUAUUUGAUAUAUUUUUUUAGAUCUGUGUAGAUUGAAAUCGGAACAGGAAUGGAUCGCGGUAUUAUUGAACAUUAUUUUUUAUUAUUGCAAUAAAAUCGACUAAUGGGAAAAAUGGGAAUUGUGACUGAUGAUUUUAUAUUAUCAUUUUUAUCUCACUUUAUUAAUGAAAAUGUAUAUGUUUUCAUAUAUAAUGUGUUCUUCCAAAAUGUUUGCUGCAACCGCCUACGUUUAACUAGGUGUUAUCACUUUUAUAGCCCUGACCUAUUGUCCAUUCCUGUGCAAACCAAAUGCAAUAUCGAAGGACGAUUCGACACAAAUUAGAUAUAAGCGUAGGAUAUUAUCUCGACAACAUUAUAUAAUCAAUUAUCAACGUAGACUGCUAUACUAAGACAUUGUGUGUGUUUCUUUAUUUUUAUUUUCCGUCCAAAAGUUGCGUUAUUUAAUGAUGAAAUCAUUCUUUUGAGUUUUGUCAAUAUGAAAAUAGACUUAUUAUUUUUAUUAAGCCAUAUUUUUAUUAUAUAUAUAGUAGCGUAUAGUUUAUUGUAAUUAGUUUUAUAUUUUUGGAUCUCUGUGUCUCAAUACGUUUGCGAGUAUGAAUUAAGCUGAUAAAUUUUUAUAUCACGAUGUUUCAAUGAAGUAUUUUUUUAAAUUUAAAGAGUGUAUAAUUAGCUUUAGUAUUCUGUUAUAUUCUGUUCUGAUUAAACAGGGAUCCUACAUUUUAUUUCACAGAUUAUCUUACGAUUAUUUAAACGUGUUUAAACCGUCACGGAUUUAUUUAUCGACAAAAUCAAAAUCAAAGCUUGUACAGUUCUUUAUAUAAACUUUGUCUAUUUUUAUAACAAAGGAAUUAUUUUACGUGCCGUGAUUUUCGAGAAAUCAUUUCUUCCAUAGUAACUAAUCCGACUGCUUCUAAGGUAAUAUCCAAGUAGGUAGUUAUCUUAAGAAAAACCGCAUCAAUUUUACCGAAUGCUAUAUCCAUUCUUUGUUCAGCACAAAGAAUCUUUUUAGCAUUUACAGUAUGCCAAAAAGAGAUAGAAAUAUUUGGUUGACCCUCGUUUUCAUACAAUUUUUAAGGCCUGCGCACACCUUAUCCUUACGCAGCACGAUUGUAUGGAAUUUUAACGCGCGUGCACAUACACAUUGGUACAUGUACGCUUGCGACACAAUUUCAUACAAAAAAGUGCACGCGCGCUCACGUUACGCAGUCAGUAUAUACCCGUGACGGUAGAUAAGUUCGUAUUGUAUUGUGCGUAUUGUAAGAAUGCGUGCCUUAGCUCCGUUCGAGGCACCGGUCACUAGUAGUGUGUUAAUAGUAGAGGUUUAUUUUAAUACCAAUCACGAAUACAUUUUUCACAAAUA
Molecule: messenger RNA, 8405 nt
Organism: Plodia interpunctella (Indianmeal moth)
Lineage: Eukaryota; Metazoa; Arthropoda; Insecta; Lepidoptera; Pyralidae
Gene: Nrx-IV
Product: Neurexin IV
Exons: 27
Coding region: 141-5861 (1906 amino acids)
Source: RefSeq, a predicted model, not a curated record